Molecule: messenger RNA, 1036 nt
Organism: Branchiostoma floridae (Florida lancelet)
Lineage: Eukaryota; Metazoa; Chordata; Leptocardii; Amphioxiformes; Branchiostomatidae
Exons: 6
Coding region: 1-999 (332 amino acids)
Source: RefSeq, a predicted model, not a curated record
AUGGGCCAGAGAACUAUUUUGAUGGGUGAAGGAGAGGAGAGGCGUGUCCAGUGUGGGGUGGAAGAUGGGCCAGAGAACUGUAAAUUUCUGUGCGGAGAGUUUUGCUCCUCCAGUGGAGGCUGGUUGAUUGUCGAUACAGAAGCCUUGCAGGCAGUGUUGGAUGGCGGUGGUAGCGGUUCCAAUCCAUCCCUGGCCGUGGACGUUAUUGGGGAGGUGUGGGGCUUUGGAUGCUUUAUGGGGCCAAUUAUGGGCAUGGACUACCGCCACCUGCAAGUCUUUCUUCAUACAGACAUGCUCGCUGAUCGGAUAAGUACAGGCAUAAGUGUCAAUGUCGCCCUGGGGAAGACAGCGUUCCAAACUAGCAACUAUCAGGACGGGGCUGCCAGUCGUGCCGUGGACGGGAACACCGCUACUAACUGGCUCGAUGGUUCCUGUACACACACUCGGGACUCGGGAGAGGAUAACCCAACCUGGUGGGUGGAUCUCGGCCAAUCGUAUGGGAUUGACAGGUUGGUCAUCUUUAACCGCCAGGACUGUUGCGCUGAACGACUGAACCCCUUCAACAUCCACAUCGGGGAUUCUGACCAGGUCAGCAUGAACCCAAAGUGUGGAGGUGACCAUCACAUCGACGUGAUCCAGCCGUCCAUUUCCGUCUCCUGUCAGGGGAUGGAGGGACGUUAUGUGGGCGUUCGUCUUCCCGGAAACUCCCGAAAACUGACCCUGUGCGAAGUCCAAGUGCUUUCUGGUGCCAAUGUCGCCCUGGGGAAGACAGCGUUCCAAACUAGCAGCUUUCCGGACGGGGCUGCCAGUCGUGCCGUGGACGGGAACACCGCUACCCACUGGCUCGAUGGUUCCUGUACGCACACUCGGGACACGGGAGAGGAUAACCCAACCUGGUGGGUGGAUCUCGGCCAAUCGUACGUGAUUGACAGGUACAGCAUAUCUCCAGAUCCAUUAUGUACAAAUGUAGCACUAAUGCGAACUUCAUUUCUUUUUUAAAAGCAGUAGAACACCAGUAAUGAAUGGCUUUGAUGAU